GUCAUUUCAUCAUUCACGCUUUUCCUUCUUCUUUCAUUAAACACACUUUGCAACACACAGAUGCGCGACUUUCUUCUCCUCCUUCUUCCUCAUCGUACUCAACACUCAUGAACAAGAGCAUCACGACCAUUAAGAAGACGAAAGCUCGCGUUUUGUCUUCCUAAUUAUUUUUAACCUUCGACUUUUGAUGCGCAUCUGAGGGAACCCUAGACUCUCUUGUUCUGUAGUAGCUUCUAGCGAAUUUCAAAAAUACGAUGGUGAUUAUUAGGUUAGUUUUCACAGUUUUCCUCGGGAGCUGUCUCUGCUCACUGCUCCUCUCUAGCUUCAUCGAUGCAAACGAGGCCAACGUGAACUGCUUGAGGAGCAUAAAAUCCCAGCUCACGGAUCCAAACGGAUAUCUCUCCAGUUGGGUCUUCGGCGGCAACGAGACUGCAGGUUUCAUCUGCAAGUUCGCUGGUGUGACUUGCUGGCACGACGAUGAGAACAGGGUUUUGAGCAUUAAGCUUUCUGGUUUUGAUCUCGGGGGACAGUUUCCUGUUGCGAUCAAGAACUGUACUGAUCUUACAGGUCUUGAGCUUUCAAGAAACAACUUCUCUGGACCUUUACCGACCAACAUCGGCUCAUUGAUUCCAUCUCUUACAACUCUCGACCUUUCCGAGAACAGCUUCUCUGGUGAAAUCCCCGUCAGUGUCUCAAACAUAACCUUUCUAAACGCUCUUAUGCUCCAGGGCAACCAGUUCACGGGUACUCUUCCUGCCGAGCUAGUGCGGCUAGGACGGCUCAGUAAGUUCUCUGUCGCUAACAAUCGUCUCUCAGGUCCUAUCCCUGUUUUCAACGACACCAUCUUGAAAGUUGGACCUGGUGACUUUGCUGGUAACGCUGGUUUGUGCGGGAAGCCUCUGGGUGCGUGCGAGGGUGCUAAUAGCUCUCGGGUUAAAGUUGUUGUUAUAGCGGCGGUUGGGGGACUGGUUGCAGCGGCGUUAGUUGUUGGGGUUGUUCUGUUCUUCUACUUCCGUAGAUUGGCUCUUGUUCGGAAGAAGUUGCAGGAUGAUCCUGAAGACAACAGAUGGGCUAGGAUCUUGAAACAACAGAAAGGUGUUAAGGUUUUCAUGUUUAAGAAGUCAGUUUCAAAGAUGAAGCUAAGCGAUCUAAUGAAGGCAACGGAGGAAUUCAAGAAAGAUAACAUCAUCGGAAAAGGAAGAACAGGAACUAUGUACAAAGGAGUGCUCGAAGACGGGACUCAUCUCAUGGUAAAGAGGUUGCAAGACUCUCAACACUCUGAGAAAGAGCUCGACUCGGAGAUGAAGACUUUGGGAUCCGUAAAACACAGAAACUUGGUCCCUCUCUUGGGCUACUGUAUCGCCAAGAAGGAGAGGCUUCUGAUAUACGAGUACAUGCCCAACGGUUACCUUUAUGAUCAGUUGCAUCCCUCAGAUGAUGAAGAGUCCUUCAAGCCUAUGGACUGGCCUACGAGGCUGAAAAUCGCGUUGGGGGCGGCGAAAGGACUAGCGUGGCUUCACCACAGCUGCAACCCGAGGAUCAUCCAUCGCAACAUAAGCUCGAAGUGCAUACUGUUGACUGCGGAUUUCGAGCCUAAGAUCUCGGACUUUGGUUUGGCUAGGCUGAUGAACCCCAUUGAUACUCAUUUAAGCACGUUUGUGAAUGGAGAGUUUGGUGAUUUCGGUUACGUUGCUCCGGAGUAUUCAAGAACCAUGGUGGCGACUCCGAAAGGAGAUGUGUACAGCUUCGGGGUUGUGCUUCUAGAGCUAGUAACGGGACAAAAAGCUACUAGUGUGACACUAGGAUCCGAAGAAGAUACCGAGGAAGAAGGGUUUAAGGGUAACCUCGUGGAAUGGAUUACAAUGCUAUCGAGAGAGUCAAAACUGCAGGAAGCGAUUGACAAGUCUUUACUUGGGAAGGGUGUGAAUGAUGAGAUCUUUAAAGUGCUCAAAGUAGCGUGCAACUGCGUUCUACCGGAAGUAGCGAAGCAGAGGCCUACCAUGUUUGAGGUGUAUCAGUUUCUGAGGGCUAUUGGAGAGAGCUACAACUUCACUACUGAAGAUGAUAUCUUAGUUCCGUCUGAAUCGGGAGAAGGCGACUUCAUUGAAGAGCUCAUAGUUCGCUGAUCAAAGAGGAAGGGGGUAAGACUUCUGAAAACGAAUAUCUUUAGUCCUAGCAGUCCCACGAUAUAUAUAUAUAUAUAUACAUAUAUAUAAGUAAGUAUUGUUUUUUUCUUUCUGUGUUUGGUUUCUCCUCGUCGAUGGUGUGUGGUUGUAAUAUAAGAAACUGUUAGAUGCACUCUCUCUGUUGUUACUACACUGAGCUUUGGGUGUUUUCAGAACAGUCACUGGUUUGGUUUUGUCA
This is a messenger RNA of Brassica oleracea var. oleracea, 2364 nucleotides long. RefSeq names its product probably inactive leucine-rich repeat receptor-like protein kinase At5g48380. The transcript is spliced from 3 exons. The record is from RefSeq and is a predicted model, not a curated record. The coding region runs from base 255 to 2126 and encodes 623 amino acids. Gene Ontology annotation, biological process: protein phosphorylation. Gene Ontology annotation, molecular function: protein kinase activity; ATP binding; protein binding. NCBI's taxonomy places the organism in Eukaryota, Viridiplantae, Streptophyta, Magnoliopsida, Brassicales, Brassicaceae.